Knipowitschia caucasica is the source of this 573-nucleotide messenger RNA. Lineage: Eukaryota; Metazoa; Chordata; Actinopteri; Gobiiformes; Gobiidae. The record is from the annotation of a GenBank genome assembly.
AUGGUGGUGGUGGAGGUGAUGGUGGCUGGGGGGUUUGGGGGGCAUAGACAGAUAAGAAGAGUUGGGGGUGCACAGGAGCUGGGGGAGAGGCCCGGAGAGCAGAGAGGUGCAGCAGAGAGAGGAGGGGGAAGUGGGCACUUUCCUGACGCUGCUGCUGAUGGCGGCCCCUCAGAUGGAUCAUGUGACCGACUGCGCCAGCUGGGAACAGCCAGCAGAGCGCCUGCCAAGAGGGACACAGUCUCUCUCACUCCUCUCUUCCUUUGCAAAUCCCUCCUGUUCUUUGACCUCUCUCUCGCCUCUCGCUGGCCCCCCACCUCCUCUCCCUCCCCGCGCCUGCCCUCCAUCAUCCUUCUCUGGGUCCGCUCGCUCUGUGCAGCCUCCAUCCUCCAGGAGACGCUGCAUGUGCACUCACCACAGGCGCGCCGUGCGGCUCCUGGUGCGGACCCCGCUCUUCUCUUCACUUGUGCGGCUGAGCCGCCAGCGCCCAGCGCUCCUUCAUCCGGACUGAAGACGCACUGCCCAGACUUCCCCCAGAACCCUGUGUCUGCUCUGGUUCUGUCGCGCCAACAGUGA